Messenger RNA from Xyrauchen texanus (razorback sucker), 2248 nucleotides. It is a transcript of the gene zbtb8b, whose product is annotated as zinc finger and BTB domain containing 8B. Gene Ontology annotation, biological process: regulation of transcription by RNA polymerase II. The record is from RefSeq and is a predicted model, not a curated record. The transcript has 4 exons. The coding region runs from base 52 to 1626 and encodes 524 amino acids. Lineage: Eukaryota; Metazoa; Chordata; Actinopteri; Cypriniformes; Catostomidae. Gene Ontology annotation, molecular function: RNA polymerase II cis-regulatory region sequence-specific DNA binding; protein binding; DNA-binding transcription factor activity, RNA polymerase II-specific.
CAUUUUUAAAAGACCACCCAGAAGAGCAAGCAAAUAGUAAACAUACAAUUUAUGUAUAUACAGAUUACCGACGUCCAAAAUCAACGUGUCCCUUAUCAGAGAGAAGCGCAUGGCUCUACUGUAAAGAUGGAGGUUCCUUCAUACCUGUCCAGGCUCUUGUCUGAGCUGAAUGAGCAGCGAAAGAGGGACUUCUUCUGUGACUGCAGCAUUAUAGUUGAGGGACGCGUUUUCAAGGCACACCGUAAUAUUCUUUUCGCCAGCAGUGGUUAUUUUCGGGUCCUCCUGGUACAUUACUUGCAGGAUAAUGGCCAACGACACAGCACAGCGUCCCUGGACAUAGUCACAGCCGAGGCAUUUUCAUUCAUCCUGGACUUUCUGUAUUCCGGUCGGCUCGCCCUGCGCAGCGACAAUGUCAUUGAAAUAAUGUCAGCUGCAAGCUACCUGCAAAUGACUGAUGUGGUGAACUUUUGUAAGGGCUACAUAAAAUCAUCCCUGGAGAUCUGUAACAGGGAAGGGCAGAGAGAGAGACUAAAGGAGAAGGAGGGGUUGGAUGACAGAGGAACCCCUGUUUCUGUCACUAGCGCCCCUGUGGCUACCACUUCUGAAGGAGAUCAAAGGGCAGCUCAGGUGACCGAGGCCCUUAGCCCUGAUGACGCUCCAAUGGCUGUGGUCUCCACACCACCUGCAACGAGUAGCAAAGACUCAGAGAGCGAAAGCUCACAAGGAGGAUUUCCUAACCCUCCUCCCAUGAAUGCUCCAAUAAAGAGCAGUCCAGGACCAGAUUUGGUCAACUCAUCCACCCCAGGUCUGCUUUUGGGGUCGGUGCACCCCAAAAUUGAGUAUGACCCUGAUGAAGAGGGUGAGUCUUCACGGGAAUCCAAAGACACUGCUCUUUAUCAGGGCCCACAUCACAAUGGGGAAAGAGGUGUCAACACUAGUCCAGCUCCAAGCUCUGAACAUCCCUCCAUAUCAUUUCCAAUGAAACAGUUUCCAGAUGUGCUCUUAAGAGGUGGAAGCAACUAUAAUCGUGAUGAACACUUAUCCCAGAGCUUGGGGUAUGGUGUUGGAUUUGGCCGUAUGGAUGAAUCACUUGGCCAUGGGGGUCCCUGUGGUAUGGAGAUUCAAAUUGACUGGUAUGGGGAUGAUCCAGGGAGACUGCACAAAUGUCCGUUCUGCCCAUAUACGGCCAAACAGAAGGGUAUUUUGAAGAGGCACAUUCGUUGUCACACAGGAGAAAGGCCCUAUCCUUGUGAGGUCUGCGGCAAACGGUUCACACGUCAAGAACAUCUUCGCACUCAUGCUAUUUCUGUCCAUCGCUCCACAUGGCCCAUAGUCUGCAAAGGCUGUCGGCAAGUGUUCUCAGGCAUUGUAUCCCAGGGAAUGAAGCGAUAUGGACUUUGUGAUGGCUGCACCUUUGUGACCACAACAAAUGACAACCCCUCCUCCUUGAACCUUAGCAUCCAAUCAGAGGCUAUGGAGAGGGCCAACAGAGACUCUGACUGGCCCGUGUUCAUGGUGGAAGGGGAUGAAGCAGAGCCCAUUGCUAGUGUUGCUGAUCAGGAUGAUACCCAGGAUGAUAAGCAAAUUGUUGCAAGGCAGCUUGCAGAGAAUGGCCCACUGUUCUAGAUUGAUUUACACCUUUGCACUUGUUCUGAAUGCUUACCAAAUGAUUUUUAAAAGAAAGGUCUUCGGUAAGUGGUAAAACACAAGUUUACCAAGUGUUCUCCAUUUUAAACUUCAUUUAGCAAUUUUCUAGAUUUUAUAUGGGGUUAGAAAAGAAGGUUAAUCACUUAAUUGCCUUCUCACUUGGGCAUUUGGUAUUGGUUUAGUGUAAAUCUGCAGUGGUUAAUUAUGAAAUUACAGAUUCAGCUGUAUGACAAUGAGGGCCCAACAGACUACUGAAUGUGCCAUAGCAGUUGUGGGAAUGAAUAUUGUUAUGCUUUUGAAAAGCACAGUAUCUUAUGUGAUCUGCCUUUAACACUUUUCAGGGACCAAGUCAGUGGUCUUGUAAUUUGUUUGAUUGAUUAACAGUAUAGUUGUGAGAAUUAUUAUUGUCCAAGAAGUAUGUUGUUUUGUUAUCACAAACUGAAAUACACAAUUAUGUUGGGAAAAAACAUAUGUUUAUUUAUGCAAUUGUGUUUAUGUAACUGUUAUGUGUAUCCUAUAUAUUCAUUACCAUAGCUGUUUGCAAAGAAUUGAUGGAAGUCAUAUUGCUUUUUUAUUCCAUUUGUCUUCCGUUGAGAAGCAA